ACAUAUUUGAAAGGAUUUGCGUGCAUAAGUUAUUUCUGUAUGAGGAAAGAAAACAACAACCAAGGACGGCAAUCCCUAAUUUGGCACUCCGUCGCUGGUGCACGAAAGCUUUGCAGCAAUCACGAAGACAUCGGAUGGACAAUCCGGGGGAACCUGUUGUCCUGACAAUUAUAUUUUUCUUUUGAAUGUUCUCCAGUCCAUUUCCAAUCCUAGUUCUCUUUUUUCCAUAUUGAUUCGUCGUAGCAUUUUAUGAAAGUCUAUUAAUACAUCUGCACAUACAUAGUACCUGCUUUACAUCCGAGACCACCUUCACCACUAUUCCCGUCCGCGAUUAUAAAUAUAAAUAUUGCAACCAUGUAUAUAACACCAAGAGACGACUGUGACAAUGCCACUUAUUCACACGGUACCCCGGAUACCAAUACCCGUGGGUCCGCAAGAUACAGUUUCUUACCGCCGUCAUUCCCAUCAUCCCAAGCGCGGCAUGAACUUGGGCAAGGCUUCGCAUCCAAAAAGAUCGAAGUAGCAUCAUUGGCUAUUCGCUCAGCUACACCAAGCAUUGACUUUCACACCAACUGCAAACUUCAACUUCCUUUUACACCAGCUUUACCACCCUACGAGAACGAUGAAAUGAAAUCGUCCAUAAACGACAUUACACCACCUAAUAUGGACUCGCUCUCCAUGAAAACGCGGAAUAUGCUUAUGGCCCUUCAGCGGCCAAUGGAGAAAGAAAAGACACAAAAACACCAACGCAAAACUGUCACCUUCAGCGACCGGCCACCGCUUAUCUACGAAAUCGAGCGGUGCGAUGCCCUUUUAAUGGAAAACUCCGAAGGUUGCGCUGACGAAGAGAUCGCCAGUUCCAGCAGCAGUGACGAACGUAGCAGCUGGGAUGCUACGCUGGUAGAAAAUGAACCAACACAUGCUGUGAAUAAGGAUGAAAGUGUAUCGAUCAAGUCCCCAUUGGCCUCAGGACAGUUGGAGGAGAAGCUUAAUACAACUGAUUCAAUAGCUUAUGCAAGCAAUCUGGCAAUCCAACGAAAAGGUCAACGAAUUUCGCGUGACGAAGUCUUGAAUUUAUUGGCGAAACGGAAAGAAGUUCAAAAAAUUGCAGGCCUUCAAACACAGGCUUCGCGGACGCCAUCAUUUGAUAUCGAAAAAUCGCAGUACCAAUCCAUGAACACACCUUUGGAAGAACAGAUUUUGGAGGCCAUCCGUAGAGCAAAACUAGCGACUGCUAGCUCGUACAGCGGAAAAGAAGCGACUCAUCAGGAUGACCUGAUGCGAUUCAAAGACACCAUUUCAAAGUCAAAGUACGAUGGGCCAAUCUAUCCUGCUACAUCAUCACUACCGGAAGCAACAGUUUUAGAGCACAGUGAAAAUUACGACACUCAUACUCAUACUACUGAGGACGGUUGCGAUCCAGACGAUGAUGAAAAUCCUGUGAGGAAUUCCGUAACGUCGCAUUCCUCAGAUACUUUUAAUAGCCUGGUUUGUUCCACGCCUUUGGACGGAGAAGAGCAAGCGGAUAAUACAACGAAAAUAUCAGAAUGUGAAAAUGAAAGCGAUGACGAGUACAAUGAUUGCCAAGAAGACUUCAUAGAAGGAAAUGAAGGUACGAGUAUCCUAGCUGUCUCCAAUCCUGUCUCUGAUUUCGGAAAAUCACUGAUGUCUGAAAUUGCGCGCAUCACAGGGGAUGAGAUCUUUGCUACGAAUCCCCCAAACAAGCAGAACAUUGUAGUCGUUUCUUCCGAAAAACCAGUUAUAACUUAUGAACCAUCAACCUGUGAACGGAAUGAAGUGCUUGCACCUGAAAACAUGCCAUCAAGUCGUAGCCAGCUCACCUCGCUGAAAAAGCUUGAACCGUAUCACAAUAACGAAGGACGCUUGUAUAUCAGAGUGACGGCCGCUGAAAAUCUCGAUUUUCCAAUCGACCAAGAUAACCACCGAAUCCGAUGUGUGUUAAAUUAUGGAACUACACACUACACGACUGAAUUUCAAGUGAUGGAACAUACGAUCCGGUUUUCCCAUGAAUUUCAAAUCGAUACAAAGAAACCGAUUACCGAGUUCACUCUUACGCUGCAAAUCAGUGAUAACGAAAAGUACGAAGACGCCCGAUUUAAAAAAAUAUUCGCAUACCGUAAACGACAUCAUGACGUUGGGAUUUGGCGUUACGCAAAUCACACAGACGGCUCGAUAUGUCAAAGCAGGGUGCCUAUUGGCGAAAUCGUCGAUAAAUGCAUCCUCAAAGUUUGUAAUGCAUCUUUUGCCCUGGUAAAUGGCUGGUACCGACAGGAGCGCACCAGUAUCCUUGCAUCACGGAUCAAGAAGAAGCAUUUAAGGCAUGAAAAAGCCGUAGGCAAGAUCAGCGCACAAUUCUUUUUCAUACCUCACACAGUUUCGCCAAAAGUAAGCCUCUAGACAAAUGUCAACCAGCGUUUGUAUCAUAGCUUGACAUGUAAAUAUAGC
Radiomyces spectabilis is the source of this 2466-nucleotide messenger RNA. RefSeq lists its product as uncharacterized. Lineage: Eukaryota; Fungi; Mucoromycota; Mucoromycetes; Mucorales; Radiomycetaceae. The coding region runs from base 355 to 2418 and encodes 687 amino acids. The record is from RefSeq and is a predicted model, not a curated record. The transcript is spliced from 6 exons.